UUGAUCAAAAGUUUCUUGACAGACCAGUAGAGUAGAAAACAUAAACAAACACUGCCAGUCUGCGCCUGCACUGCUCGCGUAAUUUUUGGCUAUUUUACAAGUAAAUUUUAAAUAACACUCAGCAUCAACGCAAUGGAGAACAUACUGGAACCAAGCAGCUCGGACGACAACAUGCCGCCGGAUAAUAAGAAAGAUCUGCAAUCAUUACUCUCAUCAGAAGAUGACUUCUUCGAUCCACCGCCAUCGUCCAGUCGACGAGACUCGUCCGGGAAUGAAGAUAAACCGGACCUACGGACGGAAUUCGAGGAUAUCAUCAUGCCAGAAAUGGGACACGAUAAUAGCAUACUGUUGGUAAAGGAACAGAAAGAUCGUGAGCGUGACAAACGCAAGGAAACCAAGAGCAAACGUGAGCUAGAGGAAGAAGAGCUUGAAAAGAUGCAAGUACUGGUUUCCAAUUUUACGGAAGGACAGUUGGAUCGGUAUGAAAUGUAUCGCCGGGCAGCAUUUCCAAAGGCGGCCGUAAAGCGUCUGAUGCAAACCAUCACGGGAUGUUCCGUUUCGCAGAACGUAGUGAUUGCUAUGUCCGGUAUAGCAAAAGUGUUCGUCGGAGAAGUCGUUGAAGAGGCACUGGAUGUGAUGGAAAAGGCUGGCGAAACCGGUGCCAUCCAACCGAAGUAUUUACGCGAAGCGGUUCGUCGGCUGAGAAACAGAGGACACAUCCCUACCGGACGAGGUCACAAGCAAUUUUUUAAGCUUAACUAAUCGUACAAAUGUGCGUACAUUUCUUAGUAUAUAAAUCUAUAAGUAUGUUUUUCAAUCGGUAUUACAAUAUUCCCAACUGAUUGGAUGACAAAAUAUAAUAGCGCGAUGGUCCAUGA
Messenger RNA from Anopheles funestus (African malaria mosquito), 878 nucleotides. It is a transcript of the gene Taf11, whose product is annotated as transcription initiation factor TFIID subunit 11. The record is from RefSeq and is a predicted model, not a curated record. Gene Ontology annotation, molecular function: transcription coactivator activity; protein heterodimerization activity. The coding region runs from base 133 to 762 and encodes 209 amino acids. Gene Ontology annotation, cellular component: transcription factor TFIID complex; nucleus. The transcript has 2 exons. Gene Ontology annotation, biological process: RNA polymerase II preinitiation complex assembly; transcription initiation at RNA polymerase II promoter. Lineage: Eukaryota; Metazoa; Arthropoda; Insecta; Diptera; Culicidae.